GAACUACGUUUCCCAAGGAGCCUUGUGCCGCGGCCAAGAUUCCGUGGAAAACCGAUUGCGCCUGCGUAUCCAGACGUGGCAACGGCAUCAUGGCCUCUCGGAACCGCAACGGGAGUCGGAUGAGGGAAGAGAAAAUGUUCGUGUUGGCGUUGCUGGUGUGGCUGCUGUCACUGCUGGAGGCGGUGAAGGUGUCUCCUCUCAUAGAGAAGGUCAGCGACCACAAAGACUUCAAGAAGCUUCUCAGGACGAGAACCAACGUUCUGGUGCUCUACACAAAGACAGCUACAUCAGGGGACUCUCACCUGAAACUGCUGUCAGAUGUGGCCCAGACAGUAAAAGGCCAGGGGACUAUUGCCUGGGUCAACUGUGGAGAUUCAGAAGGUCGUAAGCUCUGUAAGAAAGUGAAGGUGGACCCAAGCACCAAACGUGGAGGAGCAGAGCUGCUACAUUACAAAGAUGGGACGUUUCACACAGAGUACAACAGGCCCGCUACCUUCAAGUCCAUGGUAGCGUUCUUGAAAGACCCAUCAGGACCACCACUGUGGGAGGAGAACCCUGAUGCAAAAGAUGUUGUCCACAUAGAGACAGAAAAAGACUUCAGGAAGCUGCUGAAGAAAGAGGAGAGGCCGAUCCUCAUGAUGUUCUAUGCUCCCUGGUGCGGCGUAUGUAAAAGAAUGCAGCCCGUCUUUCAGCAAGCUGCCACGGAGACAAAAGGAAAAUAUGUGCUGGCAGGGAUGAAUGUGCACCCGGCAGAGUUCGACGGCCUCAAGCAGGAGUACAAUGUCAAAGGCUACCCGACCUUCUGCUACUUUGAGAAGGGGAAGUUCCUUUACCACUACGAAAACUACGGAGCUACAGCCAAGGAUAUCGCUGACUGGAUGAAGAACCCUCAGCCCCCUCAGCCGAAGACCCCUGAGGUGCCGUGGUCGGAGACGGACUCCCCAGUCUUCCACCUGACCGAUGAGUCCUUUGACAGCUUCCUGGAGGAACAUCCCGCAGCCCUGGUCAUGUUCUAUGCCCCUUGGUGUGGCCACUGCAAGAAGAUGAAGCCAGAGUAUGAUGAAGCUGCUGAAAUACUCAACAAGGGUGCUGAUAGUCCGGGUGUGUUGGCAGCUGUGGAUGCCACAGUGCACAAGGCUGUGGGGGAUCGCUUCAAGAUCUCUGGCUUCCCAACUGUUAAGUAUUUCCUGAAAGGUGAGGACAAGUAUACGCUGCCACAGCUCCGAAACAAAGACAAGAUCAUCGAGUUCAUGCAAAAUCCACAGGCACCUCCUCCACCAGAGCAGUCUUGGGAGGACAAGCCCUCCAGCGUCAGCCAUCUUGGAUCAGAGGAUUUCCGAGAGGCACUGAAGAAGAAAAAACAUGCUCUGGUCAUGUUCUACGCUCCUUGGUGUCCACAUUGUAAAAACGCUGUCCCCCACUUCACCACAGCAGCAGAGCUCUUCAAAGAGGACCGCAAGAUUGUGUACGCCGCUGUGGACUGUACAAAAGGACAGAACCACGAGCUUUGUAAGCAGGAAGGGGUCGAGGGCUACCCAACAUUCAACUACUACAACUACGGCAAGUUUGUGGAAAAAUACAACGGCGAUCGUGGGGAGGCAGGCUUCACAGGUUUCAUGCGCAACCUAAGAGGACGUGACCAGGAAAAGGUCGUCAAGAGGAAGGAAGAGCUUUGAGGGUGGUGUGCAGGGAGGGGGCGUUGCACCGCACAGUUUGUCAUUGCACUGUGACCCUUGACCCUGGCAAGGGCCCUAUCCGCACUGACAUGGGAGACUCGAUGACCUCAGCGAAAGGCUAUUUUUUUAUACCGUGGUGAUCACGUUUGUAAUAAUACCAACAGAGUACCUACAGUCAGACCGACCACUUGAGACUUCUUUUUUUUCAUGGAUAUUCUGAUGGGCAGAAAACACAGAAAAAAAAGUGAUUCCAUUUUUUUGCCAAAACACUGUGACUGCAUAUGUGAAAAGCUACACCCUAUACAGUACCUAUGCAAUACUGAUCCCUGCUUAGCCCUGUGGGGGUCUGUGUGGCUGACUGACACCCAUGGUGGUGGGUGAUGGUGGGCAUCAUUACUUAAAGGUGGAGGCUACACUCCGCAGGGGUCCCAAUCCAGUCCCAUCCACCCUGCCCUGUCUCUAUAAGAGACACAUGUUGAUUUAUCGUCUGAUACACCUGUUCCGUUAUUUUUGUACAGAAUCUUCAUGUGUCGUCCACCAUCCACAGUCUUGCUUUGUUAUCGUCAAAGAUCAUUUGGAAGAUGACUGCACGCAACACUAACAUCUAAAACCUCCCGAAGCUGUGAGAAGUGCUACUGUUGGUAAUCAGGUACUGUAGCAGUGUGAGGUGGGUGAAAUCAUGACCUAAAGGGUCAAUAUUCUGUACGGUUACAAGCUUUCAUUAUUAGUUUUGAUUUUAGAAAGGACUUAUACGUUUUUGUUUGCUCAAAACUGUGGCCUUAAGAUACAAAAAUAAAAAAAUAGCUGGAACUGCAGAAAUACGAAAUAAGUGGAAGUGAAUCAGAGGCCUGGUGCCCUUGCAGUUCCCUCAAGUAAGUCAUGGAAAGGAGAAAAAAAAAAAAAAAAAAAAAAAAAACAGGAACA
This is a messenger RNA of Xiphias gladius (swordfish), 2600 nucleotides long. RefSeq names its product protein disulfide isomerase family A, member 5 (gene pdia5). The record is from RefSeq and is a predicted model, not a curated record. Gene Ontology annotation, cellular component: endoplasmic reticulum. Bases 90 to 1676 code for a protein of 528 amino acids. NCBI's taxonomy places the organism in Eukaryota, Metazoa, Chordata, Actinopteri, Istiophoriformes, Xiphiidae. Gene Ontology annotation, biological process: protein folding. The transcript has 17 exons. Gene Ontology annotation, molecular function: protein disulfide isomerase activity.